AUGUAUCGGAAGUUGUCUAAGUUAGAACACUCGGAAAUAAAACAACUUCUUACAGAAGCUAAUAUAGAUGUUGCAAAGCAUUACACAACAAACAAAAAGGCACUCGCUGACAUCCUCAAUGACUAUAAUGGUGAAAUAACUUAUGAUAGAAUUCAUGAGUUCAUAAAGCCGCAACGCGGCGAGGACGAAGUCCAUGCAAGAGCAUUUCCUUUAAAUGACGUUGCUAUUGACUUAUAUCAUAGACGUUCAAUACCUCAUGAAGUAAGAAGAGAAAUGUUUGACAUAACAAAUGCAAACGUUGGUCAUACUCGUAAAGCUCUUUCACAUGACGUUCGUCAAGAGAUGUUUGACAUAACAAAUGCAAACGUUGGUGAAACAAGAAGAGCUGUACCACAUGAAGUAAGAAGAGAAAUGUUUGACAUAACAAAUGCAAACGUUGGUGAAACACGAAAGAGAGAUGACACACUGAAACAACAGAGAAGAGAGAUGUUUAAAAGUGCUAUAGAACAAGUUCGCAAAGCUAAUAAUGUCAUUCGUUCCAUUGACGACAAACCAAAAGAAGGUGAGAGAUGGUUAAAGAAAGAUGAAGAAAAUAGGAAGAGGAAUGUGAAGUCAGGCAAUAGACUCAUUGACUUUAACAUCGAAGCUUUAGAUGAACCAAACAGAGACUACUUACACAAACAUUUCGGUAAGGUUUUCAUGAGACUCUUAGAGAAAAUUAAAAUAAACUCCCAACAGAGAUGGAUGGUAUGUUAUAAACUUGGUGGAAAGUAUGAAUGUUCUAC
Molecule: messenger RNA, 785 nt
Organism: Trichomonas vaginalis G3
Lineage: Eukaryota; Parabasalia; Trichomonadida; Trichomonadidae
Product: organellar and viral DNA polymerase type B
Exons: 1
Source: RefSeq, a predicted model, not a curated record